AAAGUGUUCAGCCCUCACCUGUCUACGCGCGCGCUGGCUUCCUGCGCGCUUCCUGCCAGCGCGCGCGUCACAUGCCGUCACGUGGACUUUAUAAGAGGAGAAACUUGUGGAAAGACGUCGGAGGAAAGCAACGAGACUUGUGCCGAGAUGACGGAGCGAAGAGACCGAUCCAUCUUUAAUGGAGUGGACCUCCACUGUGAAACCAACAACGUUGCCCACCACACCAGUGAGAUCUCAGUGGAGGAGCUGAUUGUGCGGCGAGGCCAGCCCUUCAAACUGACCCUGGAUCUGAAGCGACCUUUGAACCCAAAAGGUCGCUCGCUCACCAUCAGGGCAGCGACAGGAGAAAAGCCGACCGAGGAGCAGGGCACGCUGUCCUUCUUCAGUGUCCCGGACCGCGGACCGCGAUCUCCAUCGGCGAAGGCCGUGUGGAAGGUGGAGCUUCGAGAGGACGCCUCCGCGCCGACGGGCCUCCUGUCGCUCGGCAUCACGCCGCCGGCCGACGGGCCCAUCGGGGAGUUCCACCUGUCGGAGGAGCUCGGGGACGAGUCCAACCCGCUGGCGACGCUGGUGGUGCUCUACAACCCCUGGUGCCCCGAUGACUGGGUGUAUAUGAAGGACGUGGAGGAGAUCAAUGAGUAUGUGAUGAAUGAAAAAGGAUUAAUCUACAAAGGAAGUAUGAACUACAUCUUUCCUCUUGACUGGGACUUUGGACAGUUUGAGGACAAGAUGGUGGAGAUCAGUUUGAAGAUUUUGGACCUGAACCACAAACACCUGCUGGACCCGGGCGACGACGUCUCCGCCCGCUGCAACCCCAUCUACGUCGGCCGCGUGGUCAGCGCCAUGAUCAACAGUGAGGACGACAGCGGGGUCCUGAUGGGAUGCUGGGACGGUUUUUUUGGCAACGGCUUCAAACCGUCUCACUGGUCCGGCAGUCACGCCAUCCUCAAGCGCUGGCUCAGAAACUUCUGCCGCCGGGUCAAGUACGGGCAGUGCUGGGUGUUCGCCGGCGUGAUGUGCUCAGUGAUGCGCCUGCUCGGCGUGCCGUGCCGCGUGGUCAGCAACUUCCAGUCCGCCCACGACAACAACGAGAAUCUCAUCAUUGACGUUUUUCACGCCGACUACGGAGUCAGAGAUAUACCAUCCCCCGACAGCGUUUGGAACUUCCACGUGUGGGUGGAGGCGUGGAUGAGGAGACCGGACCUGGCGGAGGACGGCAAAUAUGACGGCUGGCAAGUUCUGGAUCCAACACCACAAGAGAAAAGCGAAGGUGUUUACUGCUGCGGUCCAGCUUCAGUCACGUCCGUCCUGAAAGGACAGACGGACCUCAAGUAUGACGUCCCGUUCGUCUACGCCGAAGUCAACGCCGACUGCAUCGACUGGCUGGUGAAAGCUGACGGUUCAAAGAAGAAAAUCUUUUCUGACACCAAGAGAGUCGGUCAGAAUAUCUCCACCAAGGCGGUCGGCUCCGAGAAGAGGGUUGACAUCACCAACACCUACAAACACAAAGAGGGAACCGAGAAGGAGAGGUCUGUCUUUGAAUACGCCAGGACCAGAGACUACUCCACAGUUGAUGACGAGAGCGAGGACGACGAGGAUGGAGAGACGGACGAAGACGAAGAGAAUGAGGAUGUUGACGAGAACGUCGGGGUUGAGAUAGAGGAUGACGAGAAGAACCAAGAGUCGGACGAUGAAAAUGAGAGUGAGGACGAUGACGAGACCUCAGAAAGCGCGGUACCCCCAGGGACGACUUCGCCAGAGCCAGUGUACAUGCAUUUCCAAGAGGUGACCCCGCCCACGAACGGUAAGGCUGUGAGAUUGAAGCUGGUGCUGCAGAGUCAGAGCCCCGUCGACAGGCCGCUGUCCAUCAACAUCCGGGUCCAAGCCAUGAGGUACAGCGGCUUACCGGCCGUGGACAUCAAGAAUACGAUGAUGAAGAAGACGCUGCUGGCCGGGAAAGAUCUGUGGAUCCCUAUCCGGGUCCGGUUCAGGGACUACCGUAAAUCCAUGGUGGACUGCGACAGCAUUAAGUUUUCGGCUGUGGCCACGGACAAAGAGAUGCCAGAUUACGUAUACCUGGCUGAGGACGACGUCGUGCUGAUUGACCCUCCCAUCACCAUCAACCUUCGCAAAAGGGCCCGACAACACAGACGGGUGCAAGCGGAGGUGGUGUUCAGGAACCCGGUGAACGAGACGCUGACGCAGUGCAGUCUGACUGUCUAUGGCAGCGGCCUACUGCGUGAUGAGCUUACUGUCGAGAUUCCGGAUCUCAAGAAACAAACCCAAAUACGCGUGAAGUUCCCCCUCUUUCCCUACAAGGUCGGGAAGAAGACUCUCAUCGUGGACUUCGACUGCGCCACCUUCAGGGACAUCAAGGGCAGCCACACCAUCAGAAUCAGGCCGUAAAUGACAGAUUUAAAACUCCGAUUGGGACAUUUUUUACUUUCUUACUGCCGCUACGACUCCUACUACUACUCUGUGGUGUUAAAUAUGAAUCUCUAUGCAGCCGAUGGGGCACAGAUUUACAUUUA
This is a messenger RNA of Cyclopterus lumpus (lumpfish), 2531 nucleotides long. RefSeq names its product protein-glutamine gamma-glutamyltransferase 2-like. Lineage: Eukaryota; Metazoa; Chordata; Actinopteri; Perciformes; Cyclopteridae. Gene Ontology annotation, biological process: peptide cross-linking. Bases 148 to 2406 code for a protein of 752 amino acids. The record is from RefSeq and is a predicted model, not a curated record. Gene Ontology annotation, molecular function: protein-glutamine gamma-glutamyltransferase activity. The transcript is spliced from 16 exons.